AUAAUCCGCCAAUUUUUAUACACGUCUUUUUCUCUCUCUAAAACGUUUCCCCUUCUCUCUCUUCGUUCUGCUCAAGUUUUUGCCCGAACCCAUCACGCUCUCUACAGCUGACUUACUUAUACGAUUUACCAUCUAAGUUUUGUGGCUAAAUUACCCGCUAAAAGGUACUUGUGCAAAAAGCAGCUGGUUCUGCCGUUAAUUCUUUCAAAACGACGUGGGUUAUGGGGUUUGGGUUGUGAUGAUUUCUUAGGGUUUUUGUUAGAUGGAUUCGACGGUGGAGAUUGAAUCUGGAAGAAGGUUGGUUGGUUUGGGUGAGAAGAGUCUGGCAGAAGGGGAUGUAGUGUUAUCGAAAGUGGAUCCCCUGGGCAAGAAGAGACUGGCGGAAGGGGAUGUGGGGCUAUCGAAAGAGGGUCCUCCGGCAAAGAGAAUUAAAAGAGGGGAAUUGAUUGGAAACAUGAAGAAGGUGGCUGAGACGGUGUUGGUGCUCGCGGCGAUGGGGAAAAUGAGGGGAGGAAGGGUGCCCACCGAGAUCGAGGAGAACUUGAUGGCGGAUGCCCGGGGCAGGUUGGCGAAGGUAUGCGAUGGUUUUGCACCUAAAGACGUGUUCCCGAGAGAUGCUUUUGGAGGUAUGAUUGAGGAUUUGGGACUAAAUAAGUUGAAAGAACAGAGGCUAGAAUUUCGUCCUCCCAAAAUAUCAAUUGCUGAAAAGUUGAUGCUUUCUAAAAGACAGAUGGAGAAAUUAGAGGAUUUCUCUGCAUCUACCCCACAUACUUCUAGACAUGCACAAAUGAAUUCUUCUGCAGCCCUUGAUAUCCGUGGUAAAUCACAUACUGCUCGAACAUCUCAGUUGGAUAAACCAAGUCAUGUGCGCAUGUCUUCUGGAAGUUUCCAAUCUGCUUCACCUUUAGGUCAUUUGAUUAAAGCAAAUUCUACAUCCUCGCCUUAUCAGCUUCCUAGUAGUGAGAUAAGACCUAUGGUUUCCAGUGCAUUACCCGCAAAUCAUUUGGGUCCUGCAUCAUUGCCUAGAGUUGAUGGGCCGCAUCCUAGAUUAGAUGGAAGAUCGGAUGGUUCUUCCCACCCAUCACAAGUUGAAGCAAAUUACUCUGCUAACUCAAGCUUCAGAACUCCAACUUGUUCAGUGCAAUCCCAACCUGUCUCAUCAGCUAAAAGUGGAAUGGAUGAUAAGGCUCCCAUAAAUAUGUCUGUUAAGAUUGAGGGAUCGGGUGCGGGAGUGGCUGCAUUUAGACCAAUUGUCAAUCAGACAACAAACACGCUUCCAAGCACACAGCAUGUACAAGGCUCUAACAUUCAGGCACCUACUGUAGGCAAGAGUCAUGCUGAUAUUUGUAAAAUUGUUCAGAAAGUAUUGCAUCCAUCGUUUUCAGAGCACUCUACUUGGAAUUCUCCUUCUAUUGAUUACAUGAACAAGGCUUUGACUUGUCAGAUGUGCAUGCAUACCCUAACUGAGGUAGACAGCAUACUUGUUUGUGAUGCCUGCGAGAAAGGGUUUCACUUAAGAUGCCUCCAGACAACUAAUCAAAAAGGAGUUCCUAGAGGGGAGUGGCAUUGCGGAAAAUGCUUGUUGCUAAGCAAUGGGAAACCGUUGCCCCCAAAAUAUGGUCGUGUCAUGAGAAACAUUAAUGCACCAAAAAUGUCUUCCAGUGCAGCAGCAGUUCCAUCAAGUUCAAAUAAGAAGGCUGCGGCUUCAGAUGAGCUCAGUCAGCCAAAGAUAAUGGUCAACGGGAACUCUUCAAUGCAGAAUGUACCUCCUGAUAGCAUUAGCGUUAAUAAUAGCCAUUUGUUGUCCAGACCAAGUGGACCAGUUACAGUAAAUGCUAAAGAAAUGCAAGGUAAUGAUAUUGACUCUAAUGGGGCAAACACUGAUGACCAAAUAUCUUCCAGAACUUGCCAAAAUAAUCUGAUGAAACCCUCCGGUGCCACUUGUGUUUCACUUACAAGCUCAUCAGGUGGAAAAUCAUGUGACAGUGAACUGGUUGAAUUAAAAUCAAAUGAUCCUGCAAAGUCAGAGACCAGUUUGUCCAUUGACUUACAAGCUCCUGGCAAUGCACAAGAUGGUACUGGAGUAAGUUUUCCAAGCAACGAAGCAAGCCUGCCAAAGAUAUCUUUUGAAAAUCAUGUUAUGCCUAUGGAUUCCAAAUGCUCUCAUGGCAUAGAAACUUCGAACUGUAAAUCAGAUCAACUAAAUGAACAGGAAGUUUUACAAGACAACCUUGCAGAAACUUUGACUGCCAUGGCUGGGAAUACGGAACAGGGUAGAUCUUCACCAGAUGGAUUGCAUGCUGUUGAUUGGAUUGGGGAUGCAAUUCAAGUUUCAGAUGAGAAAACAUAUUAUAAAUCUUGCUGCAUCAAUGGAAGUGUCCAUGAACUCCUGGAUUAUGUUCUUAUUCUCUUUGACAAUGACAAAUUAAUUCCUUCAAAACUUCAGGUCAUGUGGGAGGAUAAAAAUACUAGAAUGAAGUGGGUAUCAGUCAAUCGAUGUUACUUUCCUGGUGAUUUGCCUGAGUCCGUUGGCCGUCCAUGUGGCCUGGAAAGCAGUGAGGUUUAUGAGUCUACCCGUCUUAGCGAAAUAAUGGCUGGCUUAAUACAGAGCCCAUGCGAAGUCCUUCCUCCAAGAAAGUUUGCUGAAGAAAGCGAAAGGAGAGCUCGAUCAAGGACGCAGCCAAAUGAUCACUUGGAGCCACUUUAUCUGUGCAAAUGGAUUUAUGAUGAAUCAAAAGGGCUAUUUCGUGACAUUUCCUGUUAAUUAUGGAUUAGAAUACCAUUUUCACAAUGUUCUCCGUUCUAUUGCACUACCUUCUGCUCAAAUUUUGAUCAGGUCUCUUUGAUGCAGCAGAAUUCAGUUUCUGUAUUAGCUCUAGUUGUAGUCUAGUCUGUAUCAUUUCGCCACCAGGGAUGCUAAUAGGACCUUUUUUAGGGGCUCAUAAUUCAAAGGGUGUACAUAUUGUUGGAUGUAAAUGUGACAGGCCUGUCUUCUACCUUUGUUUUCUGAUUAUUUAAAAAGUGUUGGUAAAAUAAAAAGAUAUCAUUUUCGGCCAA
Olea europaea var. sylvestris is the source of this 3057-nucleotide messenger RNA. RefSeq lists its product as uncharacterized. Lineage: Eukaryota; Viridiplantae; Streptophyta; Magnoliopsida; Lamiales; Oleaceae. The record is from RefSeq and is a predicted model, not a curated record. Bases 263 to 2764 code for a protein of 833 amino acids. Gene Ontology annotation, molecular function: chromatin binding. The transcript is spliced from 8 exons.